This is a messenger RNA of Nerophis lumbriciformis (worm pipefish), 1566 nucleotides long. Lineage: Eukaryota; Metazoa; Chordata; Actinopteri; Syngnathiformes; Syngnathidae. The record is from RefSeq and is a predicted model, not a curated record.
AUGAAGUCGCUACGUUUCCUCGCGUCCGAGACUUUUGUACAGAACGGGGCCGAACGGGACCUGUCUUGCGUGUCUUUUCACGCCUACCCGCACUUGUUGAAGGCUUGCUACCUGCACGAGCGUCCGGAGAUGCUGCGGGCGUUGGUGCGCACUUGGCCGCUGCCUGAACUCCACCUGGGAAGGCUCCUGGGGGAGACGCCAGACUGCCCGGACGAUCUCACCUCGCGCACGUGCAGGCUGUGUCUUACUGCGCUUUUCACUGGAUUGAAGGACUACGUGUUGUUCCCGCCGAGCACUUACGCCAAAACCCUUCACGUGGUGGACUUGACAUCCUUAAUGGACGUGGAGCGUCAGUCGUGCCCCUGCGGAACCACCUUGGGCCGCUGGGCUCGCACCGAUCUGCUCAGUCGGCUUUGCUACGAGACUGCGGCGGCCAUGCAGACGGACGCCAACAUACCCUUGUCGGCGUUCGGUGUGGCUUUGGAAGUCCGUCUGAACGGCUUCGUCACGGGGCGCAACUACGACGAGGUGACGCGGGCGUUGAUACUGGCGCGCCAUUCGCCUUUAAAGCUGCGUUUCAUCACAUUUCGGGCAGAUUCCCUCGCUCUCAAACAGCUAUUUUACGUUCUGCGGCUGGCCCGGCCGGAAGGUAUGAGCAAGCUGGAGGUGGUUCACAACAUCCCGCUGGAGGCUCCUCACCUGGAGGUGCUGCUCUCCAAGGUGGACUUCCCCAGACUGCGAUCCCUCACGCUGCCUACGGGGGCUCUGGACGUGAGGAGGUUGGGGGAGGACGACCAACAGCAAAUGGCCGUCAUCGGGGACUUGAUGGCCAAGCUCGGCAGCCUAAAAGAGCUAUCGGUGGGAUUCUCCGCGCUCACUGGACAUCUGAGGAAGCUGCUCAGCCCUUUACAGACCCCCCUUGAGAGUUUAGAACUGGCCAACUGCCGCCUGAGCGGCGUGGACAUGACUUACCUAGCCAAUAGCCUGCACAGCGAGUACCUAGUCCGCCUCGACUUGAGCGGACACCCCGUGCUGGACACCUUCUCCGCCCCCUUCCUCAAGCUCCUGGGCCGAUGCGCUUCCUCGUUGACCAUCCUAGUCUUGGAAGACUGCGGCUUGGAAGAUGCGUCCGCCCUGACCCACGCCCUGUCCUGUACUCGCGUGCUGGAGGAGCUCAAGCUGCUAGGAAACCCAUUGAGCGCGGCGGCUCAACGCGCGCUUGUGAACACAUUAGCAGCAGGGUUUCCCCAGUUGAGGUACGUGGAACUUCCGGUUCCUCGAGAAUGCUACCCCGAAGACGCCGCGUACCCGCUGGACGACUCAGCCCUGGUGCGGUACGAUGUGGCGCUAUUUCACGAAGUGAGGGAGCAGCUCCUUGGGAUCCUGGCGGGAGCAGGAAGAGCAGACGUGGAGGUGUGCACCCCACUCAUGGGCGCAUACGAUCCGGACAUUCAAGAGACCAACAACGAGCUCGGGGUGUCCAUGUUAAAAUCCUUUAACAGUGUCAUGGGGAACUUUAUAGACACUAUUACAGAAGUCAGUGAGAGGCGAGCGCACAAGAACUGA